ACGAAAUAUAAUGCAUAACGAUGCGUGAGAAAUGCAAGCUACCUAACCUAGCUUAGCGCUUGUAAAUGCAUGUACUUUAAUCGAGUUUAAAAUUAAAGCAUGAAAAACAAAUAAAGCAAGAAGCGCAUAUGAUUUACCACAUACGGGACAUCGCAUUGCUUUUAAAUCAACGCUGUCAUUUGUGUGCUGUUUUAAUAAGACCUGACAUCAGAUAUUACUGAGCUGUUUACAAUUUAGGCCUGCUGUGAAAUGGGUGUUCGUUUGGCGAAUAGAAAGUGCCAUUCAACAAACUGUUGUGCUACACAGUGUAAAUAAAGCCGGCUUGCGUUAUGUGUGGUUAAUUGUAAAAUAAAUUAAACGUUUUAAAAAGAAAACUUGGCACACCGAGACAAAGAUGUUUAACCAUCACCAGCAGCAUCUGCGGCAGCUCCAGCAUCUAUUCCAACAGCAACAACCGCCACCACCGCAUCACCACCAAGGAGGCCGGCCGAUGCAGCCACCGCGUCAGCCUCCACCCCCCCGCAUGAUGAACCUCUGCUCUGCCAGUCAGGCAGCCUUUCUCAGCACUAACCCCAUGCUUCAGGGUGCCCUGCUGAUGCAGCAGAUGCAAGGAAACCUGCGUGGUUUUGCUGUCAACGGUCAGCAGUACCAGCAGUUCCAGCAGUUCUUCCCAGCUGGGGCAGGACCCUCUCUUCUAGGACCAGCUCCCAUGGGAGUCUCCAUGAAGACCCCACGUAUGGGCUUUCCCAGUCACCACUACCACCCACACAACAGGAACUUCAGCAAGGAUUUUGCGAGAGCUCAUGACCGAAAGAGGGAGAUGGAUCUGAGGAUCCAGGCCAGAGCCAGUGAUGCAAGGCAGGAAGGGGGUGCCGAGGGAGAGCAGAGCGAGAGAGCUGCAAACCCAGAUGAAAGGGCUGCAGACCCAGAGAGCCAGGCUGAGCCUUCAAAGAAACACCAGGAAGAACCAGCAUUUAAAAAGCAAAGACUAGAGAGCUCUGAAGAGCAAAUGAGGAAGCAGUGUGUUUCUGAUGAGCAGCACGUGCAGAAUGCUGAAGAGAAAGCUUCCAGGGAAGAGGGAGAAAGGGAUUCAGGAGUGGCUGCAGAGUGCAUUCUUACAGAAGAUGGAGUAAGUGCAGCUGGAUCCGAGGCAAUGGAGUUUGCUGAGGUCCUAAGUGCUGGCGGCUCUCUCAAAGUGACGAUCCAGCAGACCAGCGAAAGCCGAGCCAUCAGCACAAGUGCACCAGAGAGUGCAGUCAGAAACAGUGACACUGAUGCAGAAGCAGCAUCCAAAUACUACUGUUACAUCUGCAACAUCACUUGCUACAACCAGCAGAAUUUCCAGAGCCACAUGAAUGGACUAGCCCACCAGCAGCGCAUGAUGGAGAUCCAGCACAUGAGCAACGCCUGCCUGGUCACCCUGCUGCCCAAAGUGAAGGAGUCACUGCAGGGACAGAGCCAGUCCAAGACAGAUGGAGAGAAUAGACACGCCCUGCAGCGCUGGUGCACCACUUGUCAGGUUUACUUCACAGGAGAUCUCAUUGAGCAUCGCAGAACUAAGGAGCACAAGCUUUCAAAGCACUCGUCCCGGCCCUUCUGUACGGUCUGCAAAUGCCACUUCAGGACACCACGCAAGUUUGUGGAGCACAUGAAGUCCCCAGAGCACAAGCACAAAGUUGAGGAGCUACGGAGCGAGGCCCGGGAGCACGGGGGUCCCGAGAACCCUGAGGAGCUGAUCACUGUGGAUGCCAUCGGCUGCUUCGAGGGAGAGGAGGACUACGAGGAGGAUCCCAGUGAGGAGGAGGAAGAGGAGGAGGAAUCUUCAAUGGAGACCCUCAGGGCCAAAAGCCGACAGAGGGAGGUGAUGUUAGAGGAGCUGACCGAGGAUGAACAGUAUGAUUCGGAGACACAGUACGGCUCCAGUUUCGUGGUCCCUGUGGCUGGAUUCCUCUGCAGGUUGUGCCACAAAUUCUACCAUUUUGAGUCCACGGCCAGGCUCUCUCACUGCAAAUCACUGAUGCAUUUCCAAAACCUGCAGAAGUACAGAGCAUUCAGGAGUCUUGAGGCAGCCGAAGCCCAGGAGUCUGGCACUAUAGUGGAAGAGCAUCCAGAUGACACACUACAGGUAGCUGGACAGGAACUGGGAGCUGAAACUGGAGUCAACCUAAUGGAAAUGGGCCCAGCAGACUUCAGUGGGACCAAUAGAGAGCAAGGCUAUGGUACUACUAAUUCAGACAGCAUGCCUUCCGAUAGAACAGGCUCUGAAAGCCCAAAUCCUGUCAAAAUUGUCUUUGACAGUCCAGACCCAGUCAAAAGUGGUACUGACAGCACAAACACUGUCAAAACUAUCUCUAAGAGACCAAGCCCUGGUACAGCCAGUCUGUAUGGGCUCUCUCAAACAAAAAACCGCCUUCUGUUGGAUGACUUGGAAGAGGAUGCUGCACUUAGGGAACAAGCCUUAGACUUGAGCAGCUCCUCUAAUGACUGUAUCAGUAAAGAAGCUGAAGUGCUUGAGGAGCAAAUGGACAGGAAUCCUGAACAGCGCAAGGGCAUUCCCCAGACUGAGGGGCCAGUGCAGGAGCAAGAUGAAGACAAUGUAGAGGGAGAGCAGGACAGACCCCAAGCUGAGGUGGAGGAGGAAGGGGAAACCGAGGAGCCAGGGAACAUGAGAAGCAAGGGAAGCAGUGCAGAGAAAGAGGGGGAGGUGGAGGGGAUCGAGAGGCCAGCUGGGUGGCAGCCCUGCGGAGCAGGAGCCAACGUUGGCAAGAGACGCUCAACACGGACUAGGAGAUCUCGAUAAAUUCUGUGAAAACGGGGAGGCAGGUGAAGGGGUCAUUUCUAGGUAUUUUAAAACCGAAUUAAUUUCCAGCUGGAAUGAUGGCUUUGCAUGCCAAAGCACUGGAGAGCAUCUUCCACUCGACCCACACGAGACUUCAAGGGUUUACUUUCUACAGUGUACCCGUUUAAGCAUCCUAUCAGUGUUGAAACACCAAAGUGGUGUUGUUUUUUAAUUUGUUUGAAAACAAAAAAACAUAACCUAAAAAUCUGAAAACACAUCUGGUUUAAACCAUUCACGUGGCACAGUUAAUUCAUAAUUUGACAUAAGGGAGGCCAGGAAUUGAGUCAGUUGAGACUGCUCCAUUCUUCCGAGGCAAUGUAGGGAAGCUACAGUAACCCUGCCCCUGCACGCUUGUACUGUAGAUAGCGUAAUUCAAGAUUAGUGCUAAUAGGGGUCUGUGAAACCAGUCUCCACUGCUGCCGAUCCUGCACCUUUCAUCAGCACCAAAAUUAACCCUUAGCGGUCCAUUUAUUCAGCGCGUCUCAGGCGUGUCAGGUCCAAUUUAUUUUCACACGCGUAGUUUAUUUUACAUGUGCUGUUUAAAAGUAUUUUUUUCACAGUAAAACAGGUUUAAAAGGCACCGCAUGUCAACAGGACACUCAGUACUGCAUCUCAAGCCCCGCCACAACCCUUGUUCGCUGUAUUUUUCACAUACCUCUUUAUAGUUGUGCAUACUGAUAAAUCAUCUCCUGAUCACUUGUUUUAUCACCAAACUCUUCAAUAAUGCGAUCCAAGUCAUUAUUUUAUUACUAUAACAUCUCAAAAAGCUCUGCAAAUGUCUAUCUUGUUUGCUUAUGGCAGUGUUAUCUCUGUGGUGCCGGGGCUAUGUAUUGCUCAGAUCCGGCCUUUUUUUUUUUUUUGUGGCUUCUAUCAGCCAUUGAAUGGUUUUCUCAGCUUUUUCCGGAGAAAAAAACGUCUAGAGACUGUGUUUUACAUCUUUUUUGAUGAUGUCGGCCCUGGUCCGACAUAGGACCGCAAAGGGUUAAUCUUGUUCCAUAUUCUUGCACUUCAUUUCAUAUUGCUGUUCCUAGAAGUGUGCUGAUUCUCAAGUGUACGAGCGGCAAUACUAAACGCAGUCUCGCUAGCAACACUUGAUGCUGGAACACACAUGCGCAUAUCUCAAGAUAAUGCAAAUUAAUGUUUUUACUGCCAGUGGUGCCUGUCUCCUCUCCAACCCCCCUCGAUCUCGCUCUCUAGACAGACAUCUAUUCUGUUUGCAUCCUGUUCCAAAGUACUCCUUUUGGCCUGAGAAAACACACUUUGAAAAUGAAAACUAUCAUGUGAGCGAAACUCACCUUCAGAAAUAAGCAGAUGGUUCUUUGUAAUUGUAAUUAAUAAAAGGGCCUUUAGACAAGUCUAAAAGAUAAUGUAAACUGCUCCUAUUUGUGUUAUUUGAAACCUCUCCCAUGUCUGUUCCUUACUCUUGUAGCAUGUACUUCAUUGCAAGGUAGCGUUUUACUCUUACCCUCUGAAAAUGUGCAGGGUGCUACCUUUACUGUCCAAGUGAAUACAGUACAUUGCAAUGAGGUCAUAUUUCACUGCGAGCCAGCUGAGGUGCUGCUCUGCUGUUGAAACAAGCACUGUAUUGUCAGGCACGAUGUGGUAAAACUGGACUGUAGAGAGGUCCACAGAAAAGCUAAGCCACUGCCCUAGUCAUGGCCAGGAGAGAGGACAGGGUGGGGGAUGUAGAAGAAUGAGAAUUUAGAAGUUGACAAAAAACUGUUCUUUUUUUUAGAAUGUAUUUUCUGGAAAUAACUGUAAACUUAUUUUGUGUGUGGUUUUUUUAGAACAGUUUGUAAAGUCUGGAUUUUUUAUUUUGCUGUAUUUAAAGAAUUUUAAUUUAUAAAAGUUUGAAUAUUCUCUUU
This is a messenger RNA of Acipenser ruthenus (sterlet), 4704 nucleotides long. RefSeq names its product cip1-interacting zinc finger protein-like. The coding region runs from base 395 to 2800 and encodes 801 amino acids. Gene Ontology annotation, cellular component: nucleus. The record is from RefSeq and is a predicted model, not a curated record. NCBI's taxonomy places the organism in Eukaryota, Metazoa, Chordata, Actinopteri, Acipenseriformes, Acipenseridae. Gene Ontology annotation, molecular function: nucleic acid binding; zinc ion binding. The transcript is spliced from 16 exons.